Messenger RNA from Sapajus apella (tufted capuchin), 1784 nucleotides. RefSeq names its product STARD3 N-terminal like (gene STARD3NL). The record is from RefSeq and is a predicted model, not a curated record. NCBI's taxonomy places the organism in Eukaryota, Metazoa, Chordata, Mammalia, Primates, Cebidae. The transcript is spliced from 9 exons. Bases 276 to 1025 code for a protein of 249 amino acids.
GAGCGAGAUGCGAGUUCUGUGCGUCGACGUCAGCGUGCUGACGUCACGAGUCCGGAGGUCCCAGGGCUUCUGGGUGCGGGCGGUGGGCUGUGUGUUGCCCGGUGGACUGUGUCCCGGGUCCCGCCCUGCCGAGCCCCGCCCCUCAGGCCCGGGCGCGACCGCGGAGCCGCAGUUCCCGGGCCAGCCUGGGGCGGCCGGCCCGGAACCACCCGUUGAGGUGUCCUCUCUUUAGGGAUGGUGAGGUUGGAAGAAGGCUCCUGUAACCCUCCUCCAGGAUGAACCACCUGCCAGAAAACAUGGAGAAUGCUCUCACCGGGAGCCAGAGCUCCCACGCUUCUCUGCGAGACAUCCAUUCCAUCAACCCCACACAACUCAUGGCCAGAAUUGAGUCCUAUGAAGGAAGGGAAAAGAAAGGCAUAUCUGAUGUCAGGAGGACUUUCUGUUUGUUUGUCACCUUUGACCUCUUAUUUGUAACAUUACUGUGGAUAAUAGAAUUAAAUGUGAAUGGAGGCAUUGAGAAUACGUUAGAGAAAGAGGUGGUGCAGUAUGACUACUACUCUUCAUAUUUUGAUAUAUUUCUUUUGGCAGUUUUUCGAUUUAAAGUAUUAAUACUUGCAUACGCUGUGUGCAGACUGCGCCAUUGGUGGGCAAUAGCGUGUGAGAUGCCUAAUGUGAACAGUGCUGGAUCAUGUGUCUUGCAGUUGACGACGGCAGUGACCAGUGCCUUUUUACUAGCAAAAGUGAUCCUUUCAAAGCUUUUCUCUCAAGGGGCUUUUGGCUAUGUGCUGCCCAUCAUUUCAUUCAUCCUUGCCUGGAUUGAGACGUGGUUCCUAGAUUUCAAAGUGUUACCUCAAGAAGCAGAAGAAGAAAACAGACUCCUGAUAGUUCAGGAUGCUUCAGAGAGGGAAGCACUUAUACCUGGUGGUCUUUCUGAUGGUCAGUUUUAUUCCCCUCCUGAAUCUGAAGCAGGAUCUGACGAAGCUGAGGAAAAACAAGACAGUGAGAAACCACUUUUAGAACUAUGAGUACUACUUUUGUUAAAUGUGAAAAACCCUGGCAGAAAGUCAUCGGAGGCAAAAAGAGGCUGACAAUGGAGUCUCCCUGUUGACGAUAAAAUGGUGAUGUCCACUGCUGACUUUAUUGAACAGCUAAUAAAGAUUUAUUUAUUGUAAUACCUCACAGACAUUGUACCAUACCCAUGCACAUUUAGUCGCCUGCCUGUGGCUUAUAAGGUAAUGUCAUGAUUCAUUCUCUUUUCAGUGAGACUGAGUCUGAUGUGUUAACGAAUAGGUGAGGAAAGUCUUGUGCUGUAUUCCUAAUCAGAAGACUUAAUAUAUUGAAAUAACACUUUUUUAGUAAGCAAAAUACCUUUUUAUUUCAAUUCACAGAAUGACAUUUUUUUGUUUUAUGUCUCAGAUUUAUUUUGUGUUUCUUUUUUAACACCCUAUAUUCCCUUUGUGUUUUUUAACUCAUGCACAUGUGCUCUUUGUACAGUUUUAAAAAGUAUAAUAAAAUGCAUCAUGUCAAUGUGGCUAGUUUUAUUUUUCUUGUUUUGCAUUAUGUAUAUGGCCUAAAGUGUUGGACUUGCAAAGAAAAAAGUGGGAUUGUGAAUACGUGUAGUGUCACCCGUCAUUUAUGUUAUUUUUAUCAUGAAAUCAUGUUUUUCUCUGAUUGUUCUGAAAUAUUCUAAAUACUCGUAUUUUGAAUGCACAAAAUGACUUGAACCAUUCAUAUCAUGUUUCCUUUGUGUUCAGCCAAUUUCAAUUAAAAUGAACCAAAUUAUA